AACGUGCGUGAGCUAUCCGGCCGAACCUUUCCUGGCGAGCUCAGCGCUCACUCCCAGAGUCGGUUCCGCUGUAGAGGUGACCUGGCUCCUCGAGACCGCCUUUGCAGGUGCACAAAUCGUCCACGCAAUUCUCAAUAAUGUCUGAACCAAUCAGAGUCCUUGUGACUGGAGCAGCUGGUCAGAUUGCAUAUUCACUGUUGUACAGUAUUGGAAAUGGAUCUGUCUUUGGUAAAGACCAGCCCAUCAUUCUUGUGCUGCUGGACAUCACCCCCAUGAUGGCUGUUCUGGAUGGUGUCCUGAUGGAGCUGCAGGACUGUGCUCUUCCCCUGCUGAAAGAUAUCAUUGCAACAGACAAAGAAGAGGUUGCCUUCAAAGACCUGGAUGUGGCUGUCCUUGUGGGCUCCAUGCCAAGAAGAGAAGGCAUGGAGAGGAAAGACCUCCUGAAAGCCAAUGUGAAGAUCUUCAAAGCCCAGGGCAGUGCCUUGGAGAAGUAUGCCAAGAAAUCUGUUAAGGUGACUGGCAGCAUAUUUGACAGUCUCGUUCUUAUCUGCAUUUUCAAACUUCUGCUUUUGAUAUUUAAGUGUCAGGAGAAUUGCUUGUGGGUUUUGUUUUUUUUUUUUUUCUUUUUCUUUUUCUUUUUCUUUUUUUUGGUUUUUCGAGACAGGGUUUCUCUGUGUAGCUUUGCGCCUUUCCUGGAACUCACUCUGUAUUCCACAGUCCGAAGAGGUGAGGUGACACCAAAGCCUCCUCAUGAGCCGCCUCAGCAGGAGCAGAGGUUGGACAGUUCUGCUUCCGCAAGGGUCACAGAGUGGCACUUUGUCCCAGUGCAUGGAACAGUUUCCCUCGAUGGGGCAAAAGUCAUGAAUGAACCAAGAAUUGCUCUUAAACUCGGGGUAACUGCUGAUGAUGUAAAGAACGUCAUCAUCUGGGGAAAUCACUCAUCAACUCAGUAUCCGGAUGUCAAUCAUGCUAAGGUGAAGCUGCAGGGGAAGGAAGUCGGUGUGUAUGAAGCCCUGAAAGACGACAGCUGGCUCAAGGGGGAGUUCAUCACGACUGUGCAACAGCGUGGUGCUGCUGUCAUCAAGGCUCGGAAACUGUCCAGUGCAAUGUCUGCCGCCAAAGCCAUCUCUGACCACAUCAGAGACAUCUGGUUUGGAACCCCAGAGGGAGAGUUCGUGUCAAUGGGCGUUAUCUCUGAUGGCAACUCCUAUGGUGUUCCUGAUGACCUCCUCUACUCGUUCCCUGUCGUGAUCAAGAAUAAGUCCUGGAAGUUUGUUGAAGGCCUCCCUAUUAAUGAUUUCUCCCGUGAGAAGAUGGACCUUACUGCAAAGGAACUGGCCGAAGAAAAAGAAACUGCUUUUGAAUUUCUCGCCUCUGCAUGACUAGACAAUCUUGUUGAUGUCAGUAAAUACCCCAAAGCUGAGGAAUCAAAAUGUCGUCUUUGAGCCUAGUACCAAACAGUAAUAAUGCUCUACUCAAAUUGUGAACAGCAACAUUUUAAGUAGUAUGUUUAAAUAGCUUCAUUGUUCAGAUCUGUGAAAGUCUAUCAUGCUGUUACUGUUGAUCUAAAUAAAAGUGUAUUCAAGUGA
This is a messenger RNA of Peromyscus maniculatus bairdii (prairie deer mouse), 1589 nucleotides long. The record is from RefSeq and is a predicted model, not a curated record. NCBI's taxonomy places the organism in Eukaryota, Metazoa, Chordata, Mammalia, Rodentia, Cricetidae.